Messenger RNA from Meloidogyne enterolobii, 551 nucleotides. The record is from the annotation of a GenBank genome assembly. NCBI's taxonomy places the organism in Eukaryota, Metazoa, Nematoda, Chromadorea, Rhabditida, Meloidogynidae.
UUUUUUCUAAGCAUCUUCUCGAGGUGUUUCGCCAUGUUGACCAAGCUUCUCAUUCAUUUCUUUUUGAUUUUUCCAAAUUAAUUUUUGCCGAGUCGGGUUUGGGGAAUUCUAUUAAUUUGCAGGAAUCUUAUUUGCGAAUGCAUGCAAAUGCUCCAAAUUCUGAUUUAGAAUUUCCUCCACGUCUUUCACAAAUUCAAGAAUUUCAACUUUUUUCUGUCAGAGCCAUCGCUUUACGUCGGGUUUUGUCUCGAAUACCCGAUGGUAUGACAGAAAGGCGUCCAUUUCUCGAAACAAUUAAAGAAAUUGCUGCAUCAAUUAAAUAUUUAUUGGACACAACAAAUGCAAUAAUUGCAAUUGUUCCAAUUAAUUACCAACAUUUGGUUGAGAAACGAAAGAGAGAAUUUGUUCAAGCUAGCAAACGUUUUAGUAAUACUUUGAAGGAUUAUUUUAAACGGCAGGAAGCUAAUCAAGUUUAUAUUGCUGCUAAUCAACUAAUUUUACAAACUAUGAAGCUUUGUCUUGCAAUUCGAGAGCGUGUCCGUAUGGGAUAG